Molecule: messenger RNA, 463 nt
Organism: Meloidogyne enterolobii
Lineage: Eukaryota; Metazoa; Nematoda; Chromadorea; Rhabditida; Meloidogynidae
Source: the annotation of a GenBank genome assembly
GGAAAAAUUUGUCGCUUUUGAUAUAAUCGAGAGAUAUGGAGAGACCAACGUUUUUCGCUUCAAAACACGUAGAAAGGUUUUCAGUAUACAAGUUGACAAAGAAAAAAAUCUAUUCCGGACUCAAUCAAUCAACGAUGACUUUUUCAAUUUACAAUGCGCAACCGGAAAUGGAAAUUCCUUAUUCCGAUCACAAUCAAUUAUUGACGAAUAUUUGGAAUUUCCACCUGAAAAAAGAUUGAAAUUGGAAGAAAAGGAAAAUGCAGAGAAAAAUUCCAAUGAAGGUAUCGUAAAAGAAGAUAACAAAGCAAAGUCAGACGAAAGUGAAAAUAUAAUAGAAAAGGAAGAUGACAAAAAGUCAGCCGGAAAUAUAGAAGAGCAGGAUGACAAGAAAAAAUCAGAAUUUAUAGAAGAGCAAGAGGAUAAGGAAAUGCCAGACGAAUGUAAAGAAGAAACAAUAGAAGAA